CCUCGAAAUCCAAGUUACGGCUUUCAAUCAAAAAAUCCAACCACACACGUUUUCCAAGCACUCUCCCCUACAAAAUUCUCUCUUCCACAUUUGCAUUUCCGUAUUUCGCGUGAUCCAGUGUUUUCCACACCUUUUCUAAUCUUUUACGCCAUAUACGUGGCAAGAUCUUGAUCGCUCCCCUCUUUCUCCGUUCCGUAAAUCUAGACCUUCGGUUUUCGCUCUAACCAAAGGUCAUAUAAUCAUAUAUCCGCAUUUUUACUUCGUUCACAUUCACAUCCAGAUCUUCGUCUUGCUUCUUCUUCUUCUUCUUCACCUUUUCAAACCGCUUUCUACCAACUUUAAGCCCCUCAGAUCCGCAUUCCCUUAUACGUUGAAAUUUUUUCUCUUUCUUUCAAUUACUUUUCUGAUCCACAUUUUUGUCUGUUCGGCGUCCAAGUUUUUCCGUCAAUGGCGAAGAGAAUCGGACAAUUCUGCUUGGCUCUUCUUUUGCUUCUUUCGCUUGUUGAAUUCACCGUGUCUGUGGAUCCGCCGGAAAGCCCUCCGAGUCCCGCGCCUGAAAGCGGUGCCGAUGCGCCGUCAUCACUAUCUUCGGUUCCAACUGCCGGCGGUCCGUCUCCAGUUCAAGGACCGGUGUCUUCAUCGCCGCCGGCGCCGACUCCUGGAAAUGUUGCUCCAUCUUUGUCUCAUGCGCCUACUCCUUCUCCGGCCGACGAGAAAUCAGCGGUUCCGACACCUGAGCCAUCGACCGCCAGCGACAUCAACCACAGCGGCAUUAACUCCGACGAUGGUGAGAAGGAUAGCUCGUCCGGUGGAAUGAGUGGAGGAAAGAAGGCAGGGAUCGCAGUGGGAGUGAUCGCAGCUGCUUUCGUGGUUGGAUUUGGAGGUAUGUUGUAUAAGAAACGACAGGAGAAUAUUCGUCGUUCUCAGUACAGCUACACAGCCAGGAGAGAUAUACUCUGAAAUGGAUCUUCUUCGUUUCCAAAGAAAAAAAGAGAAAAGAAUUUGCUCAUAAUAGUCUAAUCGAUUCGAUUCACUUUAGAAAAGGUCACUAUAAAAUCAUCUUUUUCGGUUACUAUUAGUUUUUGUGUUCUCUGUCGUAUAUGUUGCUUUAUGGCCUUAUGAAAUUUCGAUGACGGUGAUUCAAUUUGAUUCUUAAUUCUUUUGA
This is a messenger RNA of Ziziphus jujuba (common jujube), 1165 nucleotides long. RefSeq lists its product as uncharacterized. The record is from RefSeq and is a predicted model, not a curated record. The coding region runs from base 448 to 960 and encodes 170 amino acids. Lineage: Eukaryota; Viridiplantae; Streptophyta; Magnoliopsida; Rosales; Rhamnaceae. The transcript has a single exon.